UAUAGAUAUUACUUAUUUAAGAUAGAGAUAAAAUUUAAAUGAAAAAGAAAACAGAAAAACAAAAAAAAUAAACGAUGAAAAUAAAGCGGAAUGAAAGACAAAAGCAAAGAAAAAAGUUGAAAUAAAGCUAAGUAAGAUCGAACAACAAACGUUCGUGCGCCUCCCAUAUUGUCUAUCAUUUAUUUUUCAAAUUUGAAGAUCAUGUAUAUAUAUAUACAUAUAUAUACACAGCACACAAUAUAAGAGAAAGAGUUCAUCGAACUCUUCUUUAGACACACUUAGGACUAAACGAAAAUAAAAUACUAAAUGAGACAUGCGAAAAGUGUUCUUUAUUUAGGGAUGAAGGGGAGGGAAAAAAUAAAAUAAAAAAGAGGGAAUGAAAGUAAAAUCUCGAAGAAAGAAGAGGACGAAGAGAAAGAGAAAAUCAGAGACGAGAAAAGAUGGAUAGAAGAAGGUCUUGCCAUUUUUCUGGAUUUUUUUCUUUUUCUUUUCCUCUUAUACUCUUCGUCUUUCUUUUCUUUUCUUUCCUCGAGAUAAAUAAUAAUCAAUGAUUUCCCAUAGAUUGAAACACGUUGUAAAAAAAAUAUUUUAAAUAAAAAUAAAAAAAAAGUAAAAUAAAAUAAAAUUAAAUUAAAUAAAAGGAAGGAAAGAAAAUAGAGAAAAAAAAUAUAUAUACAUUACACGAUGACUUCAUUACUAAAAAAAAAUACCCACGAAGAUGCCACGAUAAUUCUCCUCCAUUUCUUAUUCCCUUUAUCCGUGUGUCUUUAUAAUAUUAUUAUCUCAAAUCUUUCGCAAACUUAAUCCUAAAUUUAAGGCUUACACAAUUAAUCGACAUAGUGUUCGUGUUGUUGUGUUUGUGUCCCUUUUGUUAAUGUUAAAACGUUAAUUUUUAAACAAUUAAUCAGUACUUAUUUGUAAUGGUAUUUUUCACGAGAAGCCGCUGCUUUCUUUUUCUGAAUUUGUUUCUUUGUUUGUUAGUUACUUUAAAGAUUCUGGAUUUUUUCUCUUUCAAUCGACAAUAAUAAAUACGACGAGAGAGAGAGAGAGAGAGAGAGAGAAAGAGAGAGAGAGAUCUCGUCAAAGUAUAGUUGUUCGCGAACAAUCAAAACAUCGAUGAGAUCUAAUUUCUUUUCUUUUCUUUUCUCGUUCGACAUCGGUUUCGAUUAAUAAAUCAACAUUUUUUUUUCAAUAGAUAAAAUUUCUCAUAGAUCGAAAUUUUUAACGGCCAGAUUCGAGGAUAUACUCUUUCUACAUCGAAGGAUCAACGAUAUGCUAUAUUCAUUGAUUUUUCUCUCUUGUUUUCCCUAAACACUUUAAUAACCCCUGCCAUAUGAUCUAUCAUAACUAUUUUUAAUAUAUAUAUAUACUUAUAUAUAUAUAUAUAUAUAUAUAUAUAUAUAUAUAUUGCGUAUAUGUAUAUCUCCUUAUAUGCUGCUGUUGUAUCGUUGAGGCAUUCGUGUAAUAUGCGUGAAUUAAUAUCUAAACUAAUUUACAAAUAUAAAAUACAAGAACAGAUCGUAAAAGACUUUUUUUUAUUAUAUAACGUAUGAAUUAAACGCAUAUUCUUCUCGCAAAGAUAUUAGAUCGUAAAAAAGAAAAAAUUAUAAAGAAAAAAAAAAAAAGAAAGAAAGAAUGUAAACUUAUAGAUCUUUUUAAUAUAAUAUAUACCUAAAAUAAAUUUUUUGCACGUAUGUAAAAAUGUCGAAGUUUCUUAUAUCUAUAUAAUUAAUAAUAAUAAUGAUAAACAUAAUAAUAAUGAUAAUAAUAACAACAACAACGAAUAUCUCGAUAUGUUGUCUCGUGAUAUUUCAUCGUCGUUCGAAGAGUAAAAAAGCUAGAAUAAAAUCGUAAUGUAAUAUAUAUAAUGAUCUGAUUGGUGUAACUAAUAAAAAUUUUUCAAAAAUAAAAUUUAGAAAAAAGAUAUGUUGUACGAUUCUCUUAAUUCUCCUUGAAAAGCUAUAAAAUACAACACCUCUUUCUCUCUCUUUCUUCCCCUCAUUCUAUUAUCUGUCUCUUGAAAACAAAAAAGCUAAUAUAAUUCGCGCUUCUAAUCGAUUGAAAUAUAGAUAAUAUUAGGGUGUUCCUAAAGUUUCUUUCUCAUCGCACUAUGAAUGGCCUUAUCUGACUCUGCUUAUGCAAACAUGCAGGCUUAUCUAUUAGUCGUCUAUGUCAUCGGUUUCAAUCAUUCCAGAGCUCUUUUACAGUACGUUUCGUUUGUGCCACAGUCUCUUUUAAAACUUUCAUCCACAGCAUUUUAAACAUGGGUAGAAAAAGGCGACAUUUACAGCAUAUUAUGCUUCAUCGUUUCAAAAAAGAUGAUGGUGUAAAGAAUACUCUCGACGAGAUUUGUACCGUGUACGGGGAUGGUGCUAUAACUAUUACAACUGUUCGCAAUUGGUUUAAAAAAUUUAGAGGGGGAAAUUUUUAUUUGGAAGAUGAAGACCAUAGCGGCCGUCCAAAAACGACAGAUAUGGAUCUUAUCAAGGCCAUGCUUGAUGAAAAUCCACGAUAUAGUGUGCGCAAGAUAGUAAAUGCCACUAGGAUUCCCAAAACAACAGUGCAUAAUCACCUAACCAAGAUGGGAUAUGUUAAUCGCUGCGAAGUUUGGGUUCCGCACUUACUGACGGAGACCAGCCUUAUGAAUCGCAUCUCUAUGUGCGACUUUGCUUCCCCAGCGACAUGAAAAAGGAUCCGUUUCUAAAAAGGCUUGUCACUGGAGACGAAACUUGGAUUUUAUAUGAAAAUGUGCAUAGAAAACGCACUUGGUGUAAGGACAAUAGGCCUUCAACUGUCGUAAAGCCGGGACUAACACCCCAAAAAAGUUCUUUUGUCCAUUUGAUGGGAUUAGAAAGGCGUAAUUUUCUACGAGCUCUUUCCUCAAGGUGAAACAAUAAAUUUUACGAAAUACUGUCAUCAACUGGAUCAAUUGAAAGGUGCCAUAACAAAAAAACGGCCAGAAUUAAUGAACCGACAAAGCGUUGUUUUUCAUCAUGACAACGUGAGACCACAUAUUGCAUUAGCGGUAAGAGAAAAGCUCUUACAAUUUGAUUGGUAUGUUUUACCGCAUCCUGCAUACUCUGCAGAUCUCACUCCAUCUGAUUAUUACUUCUUUUUGUUCUUAAAAAAUUCUCUUCACGAUAAGCACUUUAAAUCCAUCAGUGAAAUAAAAGGGCAGCGAAAUAAAAGCGCACCUCCAGGAUUAUUUCUUGUCCAAAACACAAGAAUUUUGAAAAGAAGGCAUAAUGAAACUUCCUGAGAGAUGGAAGAAGGUAAUAGAGCAAAAAGGUUCUUAUAUAACAAAAUAAAUAUCUUAAAUAGUAAACAUUGUGUAUUCAUUUCAUAUUAGAAAAAGGAAAGAAACUUAUGGGAAACCCUAAUAUAUUCCCUUAUUUCCGGUAAGCUCUCAAAUGAGUUCGCCCGCAAAAAGCUUCUAACCAAGACCUAAAAUUAUUGUUAAAUAGUGAACUUUCUGUAUUAUUUUUUUGUCGCAUCGGUUAAAGCGUCGAUAGAUAAUGACGAACGAUGGACUCGAAUAUCAUCUUAACUUUGAAGUGGUAAAAAGAAAAAAAAAACGGAAAAGAAAAGUAAAA
Molecule: messenger RNA, 3593 nt
Organism: Vespa crabro (European hornet)
Lineage: Eukaryota; Metazoa; Arthropoda; Insecta; Hymenoptera; Vespidae
Product: histone-lysine N-methyltransferase SETMAR-like
Exons: 1
Coding region: 2264-2686 (140 amino acids)
Source: RefSeq, a predicted model, not a curated record